AGAUCCAAAUGCCUUAAAAAAGAGAGGCAUGCUUGUGACAGAAUUUGACUUCUAGUUUGUCAGGUAGUGUUCCCUUUCUAUGUUUGUAACAUUGUAUUUGUUUUUCUCACUUCAAUGCAGUAAAUGACAAGAUUGUAAGAAUUCUGUAGGGAAAUUUUUGAGAGGGGGAGAUGGAAGAGGCACUGCUGCCCAACGCUGAAGAGAGGACACCGGCUUCUACUACCUAUGUGGAAGAGCUAAAGAAGGUGACCUGCAUUGCAGCUCCAAUGGUGGUGGUGACGGUGUCGCUACACCUGUUGCAGGUUGUGUCACUAAUGAUGGCAGGGCACCUUGGUGAAUUGUCUCUGUCUGGGGUCUCCAUCGGUGGAUCUUUUGCUGGGGUCACCGGAUUUAGUCUCCUAUUUGGAUUGGCAGGAGGCUUAGAAACUCUAUGUGGACAAGCUUAUGGAGCAGGGCAAUACCAAAAGUUUGGCACUUAUACAUACUGUGCAAUAAUAUCUCUCCUUCCAAUAUGUGUCCCUGUGUCUAUCAUUUGGAUGUUCAUGGACAGGAUAUUGAUAGCAAUAGGCCAAGACCCUGAAAUCUCAACGGUAGCCUGCCGAUAUGCUACCUUUCUCAUUCCUGCGUUAUUUGCCUAUGCUGUUCUUCAGUCGCUGCUUCGCUACUACCAGUCCCAGGGCUUGAUUCUACCAAUGCUUUUCAGCACUUGUGCAACUUUAUGUUUCCAUAUACCUCUUUGCUGGGCUCUAAUAUUUAAAUGGGAACUAGGAAGCACUGGAGCAGCAUUAGCCAUUGAUGUGUCUUACUGGUUAAAUGUGGUAUUCCUUGCACUUUAUAUGGGGUUCUCUUCAUCCUGCAAAAAGACCCGUGUCAUCUACUGGAAUCAUAUUUUCUCUAGCAUUACGGAGUUCUUUCGCUUCGCUCUCCCUUCUGCUGUAAUGGUUUGUCUUGAGUGGUGGACCUUUGAACUACUUAUAUUGCUUGCUGGACUUCUGCCAGAUUCACAGCUUGAAACAUCUGUUCUUUCUAUCUGCCUAGCAACAACGUCAUUGCACUUCUAUGCACUAUCUGGGAUUGCAGCUGCUGGGAGUGCUCAGGUUUCAAAUCAUCUGGGAGCUGGAAAUCAUAAGGCAGCUCAAGUGGUUGUCCGUGCAGUACUGAGUAUUUCGCUCGUAGAGGCAGUUAUUGUGAGCACAAAUAUCUUCUGCUACCGCCAUGUUUUUGGAUACGCCUUCAGCAAUGAAAAGGUGGUUGUCGACUAUGUAACUGAAGUGGCUCCCCUGCUUUGUCUCUCAGUUAUUGUGGAUAGCUUACAAACAGUGCUUUCCGGAAUUGCUAGGGGAUGUGGAUGGCAGCACAUAGGGGCCUAUAUUAACCUUGGGGCAUACUAUUUUGCUGGAAUCCCAGUAGCUAUUCUGCUGUGCUUCAUUCUCCAUCUUAGAGGGAAAGGCCUUUGGAUGGGGGUGCUGACUGGGAGUACUGUGCAAGCAACAUUACUAGCUCUCAUAACCGGCUUGACAAAUUGGAAAAAACAGGCAACCAAGGCUAGGGAGAGGAUGCUUGAUGGGACAGCUUCGGCUGACAAUGGAUUACCUUGAAGUUUGUAGGGAUACAAUGACCGAACACAACAAUUUCAAUUCCAUUUAGCUGCUAAAGAUAGGGAGUUUUUGCUUGAGGUUACAUUUUUUAAAGAUUCAGAAGAUCACUCAACUUCGAGUGGGGAACAUAACACCAUGCUCGCAUGAAAGAAAUGCAAAUUUAGUAGAGGGUGACAACCCUUGCUACAUGUCUUUCCUACACAUAAUCAAGGCAAGGGGGAGGAUAUU
Messenger RNA from Populus euphratica (Euphrates poplar), 1826 nucleotides. Its product is annotated as MATE efflux family protein 5-like. Gene Ontology annotation, molecular function: antiporter activity; xenobiotic transmembrane transporter activity. Gene Ontology annotation, biological process: xenobiotic detoxification by transmembrane export across the plasma membrane. The record is from RefSeq and is a predicted model, not a curated record. The transcript has 7 exons. Gene Ontology annotation, cellular component: membrane. Lineage: Eukaryota; Viridiplantae; Streptophyta; Magnoliopsida; Malpighiales; Salicaceae. Bases 171 to 1598 code for a protein of 475 amino acids.